Molecule: messenger RNA, 1314 nt
Organism: Tuber aestivum (summer truffle)
Lineage: Eukaryota; Fungi; Ascomycota; Pezizomycetes; Pezizales; Tuberaceae
Source: the annotation of a GenBank genome assembly
AUGGGAAUUUUUAAAAUCGAAGGAGGAACUCCUUUAAAAGGAGAAAUCACUCCGCAAGGAGCAAAAAAUGAGGCAUUACAAAUUUUAUGUGCCGUGCUUCUAACGGGGGAUAAAGUAAAAAUUAAUAAUAUUCCCGAUAUUAUUGACAUCAAUAAAUUAAUCACCUUGUUGGGUAAUUUAGGAGUUAAAAUUCAACGCAAUGAACCGGGUUCGAUUACGUUUCAGGCUGAUGAAGUUAAUGUUGGAUAUUUAGAAACCGAAGCUUUCAAAAAAGAAGGAGGAGCGCUUCGUGGUUCUAUUAUGAUUGUUGGACCGCUUUUGGCACGUUUCGGAAAAGGAUAUAUUCCUAAACCGGGAGGAGAUAAAAUUGGCCGUCGCAGAUUAGAUACGCACUUUGAAGGUUUUAUUAACCUUGGAGCAAAAUUCAGAUACAACAGAGAAGAUCACUUUUACGGAGUAGAAUCUCCAAAAGAAGGACUUAAAGGAACAGAUAUGUUGCUUGAUGAAGCAUCAGUAACAGGAACAGCAAAUAUCGUUAUGGCUGCUGUUUUGGCAAAAGGAACAACCACAGUUUACAACGCAGCUUGUGAGCCUUACUUACAGCAAUUGUGUAAAAUGUUGAACUCAAUGGGAGCUAACAUUACAGGUGUAGGAUCUAACUUAUUGACUAUCGAAGGUGUUGAAAGCCUUGGAGGAUGUGAGCACACAAUCUUGCCUGAUAUGAUCGAAAUUGGUUCCUGGAUUGGCCUUGCGGCUAUGACAAAAAGUGAAAUCACGAUCAAAAAUGUAAGCUGGGAGAAUUUAGGUUUGAUUCCUAAUACUUUCAGAAAACUAGGAAUUACAAUCGAAAAACGCGGAGAUGAUAUUUACAUUCCUGCUCACAAAGACGGGUAUGAAGUAAAAACCGAUAUCGAUGGUUCUAUUUUAACAAUUGCCGAUGCACCAUGGCCAGGAUUUACACCUGACUUGUUGAGUAUCGUUUUGGUUGUGGCUACACAAGCAAAAGGCGAUGUUUUAAUUCACCAGAAAAUGUUCGAAAGCCGUUUGUUUUUCGUGGAUAAAUUAAUCGAUAUGGGAGCAAAAAUUAUGUUAUGUGAUCCGCACAGAGCGGUGGUUAUGGGGCAUAAUUUCGAAUCUCAGCUAAAAGCAACAACAAUGUCAUCUCCUGAUAUUCGUGCGGGGAUUUCAUUAUUAAUUGCAGCUUUAUCGGCAAAAGGAACAAGCACAAUUCAAAAUAUCGAACAAAUCGAUCGUGGAUACGAGCGUAUCGACGAGCGUUUAAGAGCAAUUGGAGCUAAAAUCGUGAGAGCGUAA